Eruca vesicaria subsp. sativa (arugula) is the source of this 2757-nucleotide messenger RNA. The record is from the annotation of a GenBank genome assembly. NCBI's taxonomy places the organism in Eukaryota, Viridiplantae, Streptophyta, Magnoliopsida, Brassicales, Brassicaceae.
AAAAAUUUCCAUUAAUACAUUUUAUUAUUUUAGUAAUUACAGCUCGAAAUUCGUCUUCUUCCUUCCUCUGUUUUUCGAUUCGGUUCGGUUUAAAGUUUGAAUCUUUAAGUGUGUUGUGUGAUUUGACUUGGGUCUAUGCUCUGAUUCGAAGCUCCCACUUCACAGUUCUUGCCUCUUGAUAUAACCCUUAAAGGUUGGACCUUUAAUGGCUGGUGGAAUGACACCAUCGUCUUCAACCUCAGGGAUCUUCUUCCAAGGAGACAAUGAUGAAUCACAAAGCUUCAUCAACUCUCACUUCACUUCCUCUUACAACAACAACAACCCUCCUGGUUGUGGUGGCUACCACAACCUCAGUGAGCUCCACAACCCUGCUGCUAUGAUGUCUGUCUCAACCCCUGGAGCUAGCUCCAUGGUCACUGACGCCAACUCAGGAGGAGGAGGAGGACUCUCCGGCGGAGGAGGCGGUGGUGGUGGUCCUAACCUCCAGCGUAGUGCCAGCAUCAACAACGAGUCCUACAUGCGUUUACCCGCUUCGCCAUUGUCAUUCUCCUCUUCAUCGGUCGCCGACGGGUCCACGGUAGUGCAGCGAGGAGGCUCCAGCGCUACCUCGCUUCGCCGCGGGGCAGCCUCGGAGACUUUCUUCCAGGACCCUACGCAGGCGAGGAAGAAGCCUCGUGUGGAUUCGAAGCAAGACGACGCUCUCCAGCAGCAGAUAUUGCGUCAGUGGCUUCAGAGACAGGAGCUGCUUCAUCAGCAGCAGCAAGGGCAGAACCCACAGCUACAGCUUUUGCUUCAGCAACAGAAGAUUAGGCAACAGCAACAGUUUCUCCAGUCUCUCCCGCCGUUGCAACGGAUUCAGCUGCAACAGCAGCAACAGGUGCAGCAGAUGCAGCAGCAACAACAACAACAACAACAAGUAGCUAAUGGGCCAAGGGCUUAUGAGAAUAGCGUCUGCGCUCGGAGGUUAAUGCAGUAUCUAUAUCACCAACGGCAAAGACCUUCUGAGGGGAGUAUUGUUUAUUGGAGGAAGUUUGUGAACGAGUACUUUUCACCACGUGCAAAGAAGAGAUGGUGUCUCUCUCAUUAUGAUAAUGUUGGUCAUAGCGCACUUGGUGUUUCUCCUCAGGCUGCAACGGAAGAGUGGCAGUGUGAUCUUUGUGGCUCUAAAUCAGGAAGAGGAUUUGAAGCAACUUUUGAUGUGUUGCCAAGGCUUAACGAGAUCAAGUUUGCAAGUGGUGUCCUUGACGAGCUUCUUUACCUCAGCGUCCCUGCUGAACGGAGAUUCCCUUCAGGAGUUAUGGUGUUGGAAUACGCAAAAGCAGUUCAGGAGAGUGUGUAUGAACAUAUCCGUGUUGUCCGUGAAGGCCAUCUUCGGAUCAUAUUCUCCCAAGAGCUUAAGAUCCUCUCUUGGGAGUUUUGUACUCGUCGACAUGAAGAGCUGCUUCCUCGCCGUCUUGUAGCUCCACAGGUGAAUCAGUUGCUUCAGGUUGCAGAGAAGUGUCAGAGCACAAUUGAUCAAAGUGGACCAGAUGGGAUUCAUCAGCAGGAUUUGCAAGCAAAUAGCAACAUGGUCAUGGCUGCUGGGAGACAACUAGCUAAAAGCUUGGAGUCACAUUCACUCAAUGACUUAGGCUUUUCUAAACGUUAUGUUCGGUGUUUACAGAUCUCUGAGGUUGUAAGCAGCAUGAAAGACAUGAUUGACAUGUGCCGUGACCAAAAAGUUGGUCCAAUAGAGGCGUUGAAGAGUUAUCCAUAUAGAAUGAGGACAGGGAAGAUGCAGAUGCAGGAGGUGGAGCAAGUAGCAGCUAAUGCUUCUCAAGGGCUUCCACCUGAUAGGAACAGUCUCAACAAGCUAAUGUCAUUGCGCAAUAACAUACCUAUGAACAACGGUCAGGGCUCUGCACAAGCCGCUGCUUUUGCUCUUACCAAUUACCAGACGAUGCUAAUGAAACAGAAUGCUGAGCAAACCAACGGUAGUCUCCAGCAAGAAUCUUCAAGAAACAUGAGCCCAUCUCCGAGCUAUCAAGGAGCUAUUGGUUCUUCCCAUUUGUCUCCUCAGUGGCAAAUGCCAAGCUCUAGUUAUAAUAACUCCUCAGUUCAUCAGCAAUACCAACAACAACAACAACAGCAACCUUCGUGUAGUGGCAGUAAUAACCAAGCGCUGGAGCAACAGAUGAUUCACCAGAUAUGGCAACAGAUGGCAAACAGCAACGGAGGAGGCUCCGGGCAACAGCAGCAGACACUGUCUGGUCAGAACAUGGGAAGAAACAGGACAGAUUAUGUUCCCACUGCGGAAACACCGAGCACAUCCAACAGGUUCAGAGGUGUUAUUAAAGGGGUAGACCAGGGGCAAAACCAGGAAGGGAUGGUGGUGUCAUCUAACACAUCUUCUUUCAACUUUGAGAAUAAUGGGUUCUUUAGCAAUGGGGUUGAUGAGAGCAUGGAAUAUCCUUGGAAGGCAUGAAGGAGAGUUGGUUGGUUAGUUAGUCGUUUUGUAAAGAAAUGAGAAGUACUAAAAGACUUAGAGACCAUCUUUAGGGGGUUUAUGUGAAUCUCAUGAGAAAGGUUCAUCAAUGUUAACUUUGUUGCUUUACUUUAGACUAAAAACUUGUGUUUUUAUCAAGAGGUGUUUUGGAAUAUGUUGUCUGAUCCUGCAAGUGAAGGAAGACUAUUCUUCUUCAGUAACUCAUCAUAUUAUUAAUCCCAAGAACUUUCUUGUCAAGUACAUCUUAUUAUACAUAGGUGACUCUGAUAUCU